AUGGCGCCCCGAGAAAAUUCUCACGAGCCGUCAGGUACUCCAGCACCGGUGGAAACGGGAUUUGCCACUCUUGCGCAGCUGAGAGUAGGCGUAAAGGCGUGGGUCGAAAAGGAUGGCGAGAAACGCAAAGCUGAGAUACUGUCAAUACAGACACGGCAGGGCCGACCAAAGUUCUAUGUGCAUUAUGAAGAGUUCAACAAACGUCUCGAUGAGUGGAUCGAGGCCGAGCGCAUCGACCUAUCUCGAGAAGUUGAAUGGCCUGCCCCUGAGAAAGCAGACAAAAAGAAGGGCACUGCCUCUAAGAACGAAAAGGCGCCCUCAAAAUCUGACCAAAAGAACUUGAAGCGCUCACGUAGCAAGCUUGAUCGCGAAAUCUCAGGCACACCAGAGUCAACGUCGAGCAACUUGCCAGGCAAAGCACCAAGGCCAUCCAAAGCCGGCGGCAAGGAAAACCAGGAAGUCUUAGUCACCAGUGAAGUCACAGAUGGCACUCCCAAGGCCGAGGAUGAGGAGAUGGACCUCGUCGACGUGCAGGACGCUGCUGCAGCUGCCAAAGCUAUGCCUCCUCAGGACUUUUCGCGAGAAGACGAGAUUGAAAAACUGCGAACAUCUGGGUCCAUGACACAGAACCAAACCGAGAUCUCACGCGUGCGAAAUUUGGAGAAGAUUCAGAUGGGCAAAUAUGAGGUCGAACCCUGGUAUUUCUCACCGUAUCCCAUCGACUUUGUAGACUCAGAUGUCGUCUACAUCUGCGAGUUCUGCCUAUCGUACUUUGGUGAAGUAACGCAGUUUGAGCGCCAUCGCACAAAGUGCCACCUUCUCCAUCCACCUGGCAACGAAAUCUACCGCGACGACUAUGUGUCCUUCUUUGAGAUCGACGGGCGGCGACAACGAACGUGGUGUCGCAACCUCUGCUUGCUCUCAAAGCUCUUCCUAGACCACAAGACACUCUACUAUGACGUUGACCCUUUUCUAUUCUAUUGCAUGUGUACGCGCGAUGAGCACGGUUGCCACUUUGUUGGCUAUUUCUCCAAAGAGAAAGAGUCAGCCGAAGGCUACAACGUAGCCUGUAUCCUAACAUUGCCUCAGUAUCAGAGAAAGGGAUUUGGUAAGCUGCUUAUUGACUUCUCUUACCUCCUUUCCAAACGCGAGGGCAAGCUGGGAUCGCCGGAAAAGCCCUUGUCUGAUUUGGGUCUUCUCGGAUACCGUGCAUACUGGCAAGAGAUCCUGGUCGAUAUCCUUAUGGAGCCCGGCCGUUCCGAAGCCAAUAUCGAAGACUUGGGGGCCGCGACGGCGAUGACAACAAACGACGUACUGCACACUCUACAAAACCUAAACAUGCUGCGAUACAGCAAGAACCAACACGUCAUCGUACUCACAGAUGCAGUUAUUGCUCAACGAGAGCGACAGAAGGCAAAAGAAAAGUUGAAGGGUAAGAGAAGUAUCGACCCCGAUCGUUUGAUUUGGAAGCCGCCUGUGUUUUCAGCAGCUAGUCGUACCUGGAACUGGUGA
This is a messenger RNA of Bipolaris zeicola 26-R-13, 1512 nucleotides long. RefSeq lists its product as uncharacterized. The coding region runs from base 1 to 1512 and encodes 503 amino acids. NCBI's taxonomy places the organism in Eukaryota, Fungi, Ascomycota, Dothideomycetes, Pleosporales, Pleosporaceae. The record is from RefSeq and is a predicted model, not a curated record. The transcript has 3 exons. Gene Ontology annotation, biological process: regulation of DNA-templated transcription. Gene Ontology annotation, molecular function: histone acetyltransferase activity.